UACGGUGUCGGUACGUGUGUGUGCUCAUAAGUCUUGUUUUAAUAUCAGGUUUGUUUUUUAUUCGAUUCUACAAUUUUUGCGAAGCACCGUUGGAUUAGGCACGUUCUCAAAUCAGUCGGAGUUUUUCCCUGUCAACUGUCAAGGUCGUCAGGUUUUCUGCACGGCUGAUCGUUAUGAUAAUCAGCGAUUCGGAAUUGGUUAAAAUUAUCUGUUCUACACAGUUAGAACUUUUUACUUUUGCCUUUGGAAGAUCACGAUUCAGGGGGAAAUCACGGGCAUCUGAAUUGGUUCGAUCCCCCCAGUGAGAGGAAAUUGUGCUGACGCGACGGUCAACGGCAUUUUACGAAUUGCCACUCGCAGAACAAACGAAAUUGUUGACAUUCGUGUCAAGAAACCACAAAUGGAGUCUCACUCCAUAAAGACUUCGUGGCUGGUGGCAUCCUUUUUAUGUUUUCAAGGCAUCUUCAGUAUUCUUCCGACGCCUAAUAGUGCAUCCGCUGAUGUUCCUCCCUUCAAUUUCUCGAUUUAUCCCCAGUGUAACUUCUCCACAAAUACAACACCUUCGACGCAGACCCCCGUGCCGAAAUUAGCGGAGACGUUUACUAUUAAAGUGGAGGGGAAGAUCGGAGAGAACGCGUACUUUGACUCGGAUGGUUAUUAUGAAAAGGAAGGACAGCGAGGUGCAACAUACAUCUUGUCACAAGGCACCAAGACCUCAUAUCUGUAUGAUUUCAUAACGGGAGAUGCCUUCAGCGUCGUGGGAGAAAACGAUGAAUACAGUGGGCGACAGUGUACGAAAGAAGAUUUAUGGAAAACGGGAUGUAAUACGUAUGCGUACUUCAUUGCGGAAUUGGCCGGAUAUUCUGUUACCUCCGGCAAAUGUAACAUCAGUCCCGGCAAUGUCACAGAUCAGGGUGUUCAGAAUACUACGGUGCGAGCCAUCAAAGUGCAGAUGUGGGAGCAAUGUGUGCACGAUAACAAUCUGAAUACAACAUGGAGGAAUCGCUAUUAUUACACCGCUCCCGGUGUCACCCCUCCGAGCCCAUCUAAGAAUGCCACACCAAUUCGGUUUGAAAGUCUGCAGCUUGACGGAAAAGAUGUUGGAAAAAUUCAGGUGUACGAUUUUACAUACUACUAUCCGGAAGUGAAGGACAAGUCUGUCUUUUUGCCCGAUCCAGGAGUUUAUUGCCCGGGAUGGAGACGGGAAAACCAGAGCGUUUCCAUACUCCCAGACCAGUUCAGUCUCACAAUGCUCACGUUGGCCAAAAAGGACAGGGAUGUGCACAGCCUUAAAAUGAACUUCGACUCUCAGCACUUCUUGGUCUCUUACAUUACGGAUUCGCUGAGCGGUACCCACUUUCCGCCGUCCUUCGUGAAGAACCGCACCUUGUACCGUACCGUACACGACUACAACAGCGGUCUGUCGUUCACGAUGCCAGUGGGCACGUGGCUGUUGGGCGGUGCCGGAUGCAACGUGACAGCCAUCGACAGUGGCAGCCUGGACGCCACCAAAUCCGACAGUUCGGGAGUGGUUCACCUGAAGAGCGCCCGUGAUCUGUUUGGCUUGAACCGGUCCAGUGCGCUGUACGUGGGACAGCGGGACUUCAACGGAAUGCCGACAUAUGUGUGGGUGUCGCAGCGCAGCAGUAACGACAGCAAGCGGAAUAUCACCACCACGACGGAAACCUAUUGGCUGCAUGAAAAUUGGACGUCAUCCGCUGAGCGCGUGCUCGUCGGAGUCGUUAUCUAUCGGACAUUCCCCAACGGAACGAUCUUGGAAACCUUUCAGAGUACGGUCAGCGAUUUCAACGCCUUCCCAUUCUAUUGGAAGACCUUUGACGUUGUGGAUUGUCUGCGGAACGGUAAACAGCAGAUGAUAACGUUCUGCAUGAAGGUGCAGAAUUACACGGAUGUGAAGAUGCGGAUGCCGGCGUUCGAGACGGCCAUUCGCGAUGCCCUGUCCAAUCUGACCGCCACGUCGCCGCUGCAGUUCACGGAUAUCCAGGUGAUGAAAGGGGACGAGGAGAACGAGCCGCAUAUCUGGGUGACAGUGUUGGACUGGGUCAACAUCACCGUCAGCGGAACGAACGUGACAAAGUACCAGAAUGCAUCGGAAGUGGUGGACGCGUUGAGGAAGCUGUUUGACAAUAAGGAUCUGCCGUUCGUGAUGAAGUUUGCCAACAGAACGCAGAGCGUGACUUUCCUGAAAGGCUCGAUUCAGAGCGGCCGUGAUCUUGUCAAGCCGACUGCCGCACCAAUUUCCCCAGCCACCCCGGCGACCACCCUGCACCCCACAGACACGCCGACCGCCGCCCCGGUGGUGCAAGACGGGUACACCAGCGGCUCGAUGGCCGGUCUGGGCAUCGCCAUGAUCAUUAUCGGGGGAGUGGCCGGACUCGUUGCCGGGUUUCUCAUGUGGAAGCGCAACACCGGCAUCGCCUACCAAGUGUACGAUUAACUCACAGGGAAUAUGUGUGUCCUGCGUCAGAAAAAAAAAAACAACCCAACCAGACCAACCGUGUCGCAUCUGUUUCGUGAAUACAAUGUGUUUUUGUAUCGUUUUUGACAUUUUGUACAAUUUGACAUCAGUAGGGUAAUUUUUGCGCCAUCCUUUUUACAGCAUGCAUUAAGAGUGUGGUUCGCGGACGAGUGUGUCAGCACUGUGCUGCGUACUCACACAUAUAAGCCCCCGGGGAAUCUGCACGGCAUACUUGUGAACUGUUAAUCCCUUCACAAUGUUUCGGCAGCAUGAACAUGGAUCUGUGUUAGAAUCUUGGUUCAUUUUUGUUUGGUUUUUUUAUUGUAAUGUCAGAGAGAUGUUUUUCUUGCCUUCGGAACCGUGUUUCGAGGGCUUCGGGUUUUAUUUCUCAGACGAAUGUUUUAUUGGAUUUCAGAUUUUGAAUUGCAUUCUCAUUGCCCUGCACAUUGGCUGCUUCAAGUGAUAUUUUGUUCGUGUUUCUGCUUUGUGACUGUUUGGAUGUUACAGACUGUCGUGUUAUGAAUUAAAUUAAAAGAUGUAACCAGGAAUUGAAA
This is a messenger RNA of Paramacrobiotus metropolitanus, 3033 nucleotides long. RefSeq lists its product as uncharacterized. Bases 401 to 2458 code for a protein of 685 amino acids. Lineage: Eukaryota; Metazoa; Tardigrada; Eutardigrada; Parachela; Macrobiotidae. The transcript has 9 exons. The record is from RefSeq and is a predicted model, not a curated record.